Messenger RNA from Echinops telfairi (small Madagascar hedgehog), 1819 nucleotides. It is a transcript of the gene PHKG1, whose product is annotated as phosphorylase kinase catalytic subunit gamma 1. Gene Ontology annotation, molecular function: ATP binding; phosphorylase kinase activity; calmodulin binding. NCBI's taxonomy places the organism in Eukaryota, Metazoa, Chordata, Mammalia, Afrosoricida, Tenrecidae. Gene Ontology annotation, biological process: glycogen biosynthetic process; protein phosphorylation. Gene Ontology annotation, cellular component: phosphorylase kinase complex. The transcript is spliced from 10 exons. Bases 176 to 1336 code for a protein of 386 amino acids. The record is from RefSeq and is a predicted model, not a curated record.
AGCAAAGCCUGAGGACGCCCAGCAAGACCUGCUGCUCUGGCCACAGUGGCUGCUCGACACCACUGUUCCAGCCUCGGUGGUCCACUCUCUUGUCCAGGGGGGCUCUGGGACCUCUGGGAUCCCCAAGUUGGCGCUGGGGCCUUCAAGGACCUGACGGAGCUGCUCAGAGCCAAGGAUGACCUGGGAUGAGGCGGUGCCGGACACCCACUCCACAAAGGGCUUCUACGAGAACUAUGAGCCCAAGGAGAUCCUGGGCAGGGGCGUGAGCAGCGUCGUCAGGCGCUGCAUCCACAAGCCCACGCGUCAGGACUACGCAGUGAAGAUCAUCGACAUCACCGGGGGAGGCAACUUCAGCCCCCAGGAGGUGCAGGAGCUUCGUGAGGCCACGCUGAAGGAAGUGGACAUCCUGCACAAGGUCUCCGGCCACCCCAACAUCAUCCAGCUGAAGGACACUUACGAGACCAACACUUUCUUCUUCUUGGUGUUUGACCUAAUGAGGCAAGGAGAGCUCUUUGAUUACCUCACCGAGAAGGUCACCCUGAGCGAGAGGGAAACCAGGAAGAUCAUGCGCGCCCUGCUGGAGGUGAUCUGCGCCCUGCACAGGCUCAACAUCGUGCACCGCGACCUGAAGCCCGAGAACAUCCUGCUGGAUGACGACAAGAACAUCAAGCUCACGGACUUCGGCUUCUCCUGCCAGCUGCAGCCAGGAGAGAGGCUGCGAGAGGUGUGCGGGACGCCCAUUUACCUGGCCCCCGAGAUCAUCCAGUGCUCCAUGGACCACAGCCACCCUGGUUACGGGAAGGAGGUGGACAUGUGGAGCACCGGCGUCAUCAUGUACACCCUGCUGGCCGGCUCCCCGCCCUUCUGGCACCGGAAGCAGAUGCUGAUGCUGCGCAUGAUCGUCAGUGGCAACUACCAGUUCGGCUCCCCCGAGUGGGAUGACUACUCGGACACGGUGAAGGACCUGAUCUCCCGCUUCCUGGUGGUGAGCCCGCAGGACCGCUGCUCGGCCGAGGAGGCGCUGGCGCACCCCUUCUUCCAGCAGUACGUGGUGGAGGAGGUGCGGCACUUCAGCCCCCGGGGCAAGUUCAAGGUGAUCGCGCUGACCGUGCUGGCCUCGGUGCGGAUCUACUACCAGUACCACCGUGUCAAGCCCGUGACCCGUGAGACGGUCAUCCGCGACCCGUACGCGCUGCGCCCGCUGCGCCGCCUCAUCGACGCCUGCGCCUUCCGCGUCUACGGCCACUGGGUGAAGAAGGGGCAGCAGCAGAACCGCGCGGCGCUCUUCGAGAACACCCCCAAGGCCGCGCUGCUCUCGCUGGCCGAGGACUCCUGAGGGGUCCCCCGGGCUGGGGGUCCCCCUUCCAAGCCAGCGCUCCCACCACCCUGGGACAGACGUGGGCUGGGCCGGCCCAGGUGGUUGCUGAGGCUGCUGCUCUCUUCGGGACGCCCCCGGCGGCCCGGGGCGCACGCACACCCUCAGCGAGUAUCCUCACCACCCCACCAUGUCCAGGGACACCACGUGGGCCGGGGACUGUCCCCACACAGCCGUGGAGGCCAGCGCCCCAGCGGAUGGGAAACCUCCAGGGGCUGUCUUCCUGACCUGCCACCGCCCAGCAUGCUCCCAGCAGCCACCUUCUGCAGAGCUACCUGGCGUUUUACUGCACUUGACAUGACAGACAGGGGAGGGGGCUGUGGAAGGAAGCGGGUUCCUCCUCCAGCCGCUGGCUGGGGAAACGGGCACCUGGAAGGCCAGUCCCCGGGCAUAGAACCAUGGUGGGAUCCCUGCAGCUGCUGAUUUAAAACGUUUGACCAACCA